UGGUGGGCGGUGUCGCGGAGGGCGCGCCCCAAGGAAGGGAGAAAGGAAGGAAGGAAGGGUGGGGAGAGGAAGCUGGAAUUCAACAUGGAGGUUGCAGACUGUUCCUCCGCCGCUGUGGGGAACGGGGACGUGGGGUCCGUGGGGUCCCAACGAGACUUGAGCCUGGUGCCCCAGAGGCUUCAAAAACGCGAGCAAGAGCGGCAGUUGGAGGUGGAAAAGCGGAAGCAGAAGCGGCAGGACCAGGCGGCGGAAGAGGAGCAGAGCGACUUCUUCGCCUCCGCCUUCUCCCGGGAGCGUGCGGCGGUACAGGGGCUGCUGGAAGGCGAGUCGUCGGCGGAGCGGCUGGAGGAGGCGGCGGCCCGGCUGCAGGGGAUGCAGAAGCUGCUUAACGACGCGGUGAGGUUCCUGGCCCCCUACGACCAGCGGCAGAGCCAGGAGGCCCUGACGCAGCUGCAGACGGCCCUGGCCGGGCGGCGCCAAGAGCUGCAGCCCAGGAAGCACUUCGCCUUCAAGGCGCGGAAGAAGGACGCUGCCUCGGCCUCCCAGGGAGGCGCAGCUGCCGUCGCCCCGGCGGCUGAAGGCAUCGCCGCCCCUUCGAUGCCCUUGGAGGAGGCCGGAGCUCCCGGGCUCAGCUGGGCCUGCGGCUUCUCCCACCGCGACUCCCAGGUCUUGGAGAAGAGAGCGGACGAGCUGCGCCAGCGCGACGUCCUCCUGAGCGAUCUGAGCAGCUGCACGGUCCGGCUGUACGGCAACCCCAACACCGUGCGGCUGGCCAGGGCCCGCGGCUGCAAGGUGCUCUGCGGCCCCGUGUCCACCUCCGUGUUCCUGGAGGACUGCAGUGACUGCGUGCUGGCCGUGGCCUGCCAACAGCUCCGCGUGCACACGACCAGGGACACCCGCAUCUUCCUGCAGGUCACCAGCAGAGCCAUCGUAGAAGACUGCAGCGGGAUCCGCCUUGCCCCUUAUACCUGGAGCUACCAGGGCAUCGACAGGGACUUCCAGGGCUCUGGUUUAGACAGGAACAAAAAUAACUGGAGCGAAGUCGACGAUUUCAACUGGCUGGCACGGGAUGUGGCCUCCCCAAACUGGAGUAUUCUUCCAGAAGAGGAGCGAGAGAUCGAGUGGGACUGAGCCGGUGUCCCCUCUGUUCCCCUCUCCUAGCGAUGCUUUCCUGGUGGGAAGGAGGUCGGCCGCUGUAGCCGCAGAGUUGUGUGUUUUCAGUAUUUCAGGCUUGAGGCGGUGAUAGGCUCCUCCUUGGGAUGGCCAUUAAAUUCGUGAUACCCAACACGCCAUUUUGGGAAUGUCUACCAACGUUUCUUUGACUCUGAUCAUUUGAAGCAUAAGGGGAAACAAGUGCAGACGUGUUGGUUUUGAGCGGUAUGUGGUACUUAAAAUUGACCACAGCGCGAGGUAAAAUAGGUCUUCAAUAAAUAUUUAACACGGUAAAAAAAAUACUUAACAAGCAAAGUCAGUUGGGCUGUAGGAACAGCCCGUUGAUACGAGAGUAUGGUACCAAACCUGCGCAAAAACAACAUUCACAGAAGUUUCUUUUUUCAAUAAAGGUUUGACUUACAUAAA
Chinchilla lanigera (long-tailed chinchilla) is the source of this 1578-nucleotide messenger RNA. RefSeq names its product tubulin folding cofactor C (gene Tbcc). Lineage: Eukaryota; Metazoa; Chordata; Mammalia; Rodentia; Chinchillidae. Gene Ontology annotation, molecular function: tubulin binding. Gene Ontology annotation, cellular component: cytoplasm. Gene Ontology annotation, biological process: tubulin complex assembly; post-chaperonin tubulin folding pathway. The transcript has a single exon. The coding region runs from base 85 to 1131 and encodes 348 amino acids. The record is from RefSeq and is a predicted model, not a curated record.